AAUUUGAAAAAAAAAUAUGUGGCUAGAACUGAAUUAUGAAAGUAAAUUACCUAGGUUAAAAAAAAACAAACUAAUUUUGAGGUUUUCAUUUACCCUAGCUAGAACUGAAGCAUUUCACAGAACUCAGAAGUAAUCUUGUUCCUUGAACCUUUAGCCUCUCGUUUUGCAAAUUAUCUUGUGAAUAAGACAUGCUCCUUUGGACACCAACCACAUAAAACACACAACCUUGUAGAAGAAUUGGAACUUACAAAUAGAUCUUUCUUGUUCCUUGGUAAGCACUAAAUCUUUCUUCCAUUAUUUUUCCCUUUCCAAUAACAGAUCUGUAUAAUCCCCUGGAUUCAUGAAGUAUUUAUGGAAGUUAUUCUUGCUUUAAAGACUGCGAUUCAUUGGUUUUACGAGGAGUUGGAUGAUUAUUGUCUGUGUGCUACGUGCAGAUAAUUUGGUGAUAACAUACCUUUGUUGUUCUUGUUUAUUUUCUGCAGAUUCCCAUUGGCACUGUAUGAUGCCACCUGAGAGAAGAAAGAGUGGUCGUCACAGGUCAUCUAUUGAUCGACUAAGCAACCUUCCAAAGAAUGUUAUCAAUUCCAUCCUGAUGCGUUUGCCUUUGCAAGAUGCUUUAAUGACAAGCAUCUUAUCGAAGAAAUGGAGGUAUAAAUGGUGCAGCCUUCCACAGUUGACACUUGAUGAUGAACUUUGGGAGGAGACACGUGCCUUACUAUCCCCUUCUAUUAAGUUUACAAAAAUUCUGUACCAGAUUUUGACCCUUCAUUCAGGACCACUUACUAAGUUUACCCUCUCCAUUUCUGCACUGAGAAAAUAUCUUAAGAUUAACAGUUUGAUAUAUUUCCUCUCUAGGAAUGACAUUCAGGAUCUUGUUCUUAAAUUUUCGGAGUGGAACCGAUACAGAUUGCCACCUUCAUUUUUCGCGUGUUCUCAGUUGAGGCAUUUGACUCUCCAAAAUUGUGUAAUAUGCCCUCCACCAGCCUUCAAAGGAUUUGAUAUGUUAAAUAGCCUGAAUCUGUGUGACGUGACUAUUUCUUCCAAACUACUAGAAAGUUUAAUCUCUUGUAGCCCCUUGCUAGAGAAGUUGGUGUUGAAAAUUUCAGAUACUGCAGACCACCUUCAAAUAAACGCUCCCAAUUUGAGAUCCUUUGACUUCACAGGCUGCAUAAAAUAUAUUUCUUUAAGGAGUGUUCCUCUUCUUUCUAAACUUUCUCUUCCGCACCAAAAAUCUAUUGAGGAAUCAGAAAAAUGUGAUUUUGACAAAUUUUUUCAGUUACUUUCUGCUCUUGAGCAUCUCUACUUGGCAAAUGGAAGUGACCAGUUCUUGGUUACAACUGCAGCUGAAAUCCCAAGAAGACUUUCCUCUCCUCUUAACUAUCUUAAACGUUUUAACAUAACUCUGCGUGGAUUAGCUGAUUUUUUCGUUGCUCUUUGCUUGAUACAAAGCUCCCCAUACAUACAAGAUAUUGAAAUGGAGGUAUAUUGCUUGAGGUAUUAUAUAUUAGAAAAACUUGAGGCUUCUAAUGAAGUUGAUGAAGUUCUCGCAAGUUUUUCAGAUGUGACAUUGAAUCACCUUAGGACAGUUCAGCUUGGAGGAGUAGAAGGCAUAAAGGUCGAAUUGCAGCUUAUCAAGCUUCUAUUGACCAAAUCUCCGAUGCUGGUGAGAAUGCUAAUUGAUCCAUCGCGUGGUGAUAACUAUGAUGCAAGAAGAGACAAGAUAAUAGCAGCAACAACAAUUCAGCGGGCAUCAAGUAAAGCUAAUGUGGUUGUAUCUGAUGCAUAUGAAGAUUAUCGAGACAUGACUCCCUAGUAUCUGCUUGAUUUUUGCCAGAUCGAUAAGAAGAAUUGAAAUUCAAAAUUCUUGUUUGUAAUCAUUACAGUGCUAAGGGUAUACGCUUCAUUCCUUUUUCUUGAACGAUCUAUGAAAUGAAACCUGGAUAUGAAUCUACACUAUGGUGCUUUAUUUUCAAAGAACUGUGAUUAAAUGUGAUAUCCUUUAGGCAUUUACCAUAACAA
Molecule: messenger RNA, 2019 nt
Organism: Solanum lycopersicum (tomato)
Lineage: Eukaryota; Viridiplantae; Streptophyta; Magnoliopsida; Solanales; Solanaceae
Product: F-box/FBD/LRR-repeat protein At1g13570
Molecular function (GO): protein binding
Source: RefSeq, a predicted model, not a curated record